Messenger RNA from Rana temporaria (common frog), 1539 nucleotides. RefSeq names its product neurogenin 1 (gene NEUROG1). The record is from RefSeq and is a predicted model, not a curated record. NCBI's taxonomy places the organism in Eukaryota, Metazoa, Chordata, Amphibia, Anura, Ranidae. Gene Ontology annotation, molecular function: protein dimerization activity. The coding region runs from base 165 to 842 and encodes 225 amino acids. The transcript has 2 exons.
GGAGGGGGUCAUUGUGUUGCAUCCUAUAUAAGGUGUCUGAGGCCAGUCGUGUGCCAUACUCACUCCUCACACGAGCUGAUAGCAGCAAGGAUCACUUCAAAGACAAGAGCUGUCGCGUGUCUCUUUCAUCUGAACUUUGCAAGUCCUCACUAAAUCCAUCCGCCAUGGACAUAGUCUACUCUGAUUAUGAUGCCUCCAGUCAGAUGUCCUUCUCUCCAUCAGAGGAUGAGGACUGCUCCAGCCUCCAGUCCCCAUCGCCCUUCUCCACCGGUCACCUCACUUCUCCAACGCAAACUCCAGAGAAGUGCCAGGAACACAAUGAGGAGAAGAAGAAGAGGAGAGGCAGGAGCAGAGUGAAAAAUCCAGCUGUCCUUCACACCAUCAAAAAGACCAGGAGGGUCAAAGCUAACGACAGAGAGAGGGGCAGGAUGCACAACCUCAACUCAGCUUUGGACGAGCUCAGGGGCAUCUUGCCCUGCUUCCCCGAUGACACCAAGCUGACUAAGAUCGAGACACUAAGACUGGCCCAUAACUACAUCUGGGCGCUUUCUGAAACUUUGAGGCUAGCUGACCAGUGCAAAGACAAGCAAGAGAAAGAUAUGGUACACCCUGGUUACAUGAGUCCUUCAGCACCAUACAGCCCUGGCAGUGACGCUGGAUCCUGGCUAUCAACUGUCUCUCCAUCAUCAUCCUCCUCUUCCUUUUCUGUAUGCACCUCAAACCCAAGCAGCCCAUCUAUGUCUGAAGACUGUUUCUAUGCACAUAAAGAGAACUUUUUUUCACUACACGCCAUCCCACAAAACUUUAUGCAGCAAUCCGCUUGCUAUGUCCAGUACCAGUAGACUUAGUCUUCUGCCCCUCUCUUCUCGCCUUACAAUGUGAACCUUCCUUAUAAUUCACGUGUGCUAUAGUGUAUUAUAGAGGCUUGACCUAAACGUCUAUAUGCUGCCUUAAAAGACUUCUUGUAAGGUCUUCCAAGACUCUUAAACUCACCAUGAAACCCAAAUCGUUGUGAAAUAAGAUAACCACUUCGGCAAGGCUUUCACUAUUUUUGCACUUUUUAAAAAAAAAAAAUCACAACUUUUGGUAUUAUUUUUCUACCAGAGCCUUUUUUUUCAAAGACAUCUCUUUAAAAACCUUGUUAGUCGUUUUUUUUUUUUCUGAUGCACACUGGGUGAAAAGUCAAUUUUACAAUUUGUAAAACUCUCACGAAGAAAAAUGAGCAUGACAAUUUGGUUUGGAUACCCUGACAAUACAAUGAAAGGACUUGAAUAGGAGACAAGGCCUUGGGCUCAUACAUUAUUUAUCAUGACCUCCUCUACUGCUGUCUUCCUAUAGAGUAGGUAGGACUCAAUCCAGUAAUAUGGGAGUUCUCAGACUGGGAACCUCACCAGAGUUUAAUUUAUUCAAAGAAAUGUUUCAUUGAUAUGAAAAUGUAUUUUUUUGUAUAUAAAGAUUUUUUAUUCUAUUAUGUAUUUUUUUUUUGGUAUGUGUUUUUCCAGAUGUGAUAAUAAAUUUGCUACAUUUUUAUGAAAUAAA